Molecule: messenger RNA, 5842 nt
Organism: Tachysurus fulvidraco (yellow catfish)
Lineage: Eukaryota; Metazoa; Chordata; Actinopteri; Siluriformes; Bagridae
Gene: lrch2
Product: leucine-rich repeats and calponin homology (CH) domain containing 2
Exons: 22
Coding region: 216-2474 (752 amino acids)
Molecular function (GO): protein binding
Source: RefSeq, a predicted model, not a curated record
AAUUAAUGCAAAGAAGACACAAGAUCAUGAUUCAUGGCAAAGGAUCCUGCUUUCUUCCACAUCACCAUCCACAACACCUGUCUCCCUACCCCAUCCCUUCCUCCCUCCGCCCCCAUCAUCCUCCAGCCCCCUCCCGUCCUCUGCGCGCGGGGCGGAGCGGCUAAAAAAAAAAUACCCCCUCGUUAUUAUCUUGAGCAUAUAUUUCCUUUAAGAAGAUGGCGGCGAGUCAGGGAGGAGCGGCAGCUGCGGCUGUCCUGCAGGGCCAUCACUAUCCAGCCGGACCGCACUGGAGCUCGAACGGCGCGCCGCCUCCACCCCAACCACCGCACACCGCGCGCAGCCUGGACCGCGCGCUCGAUGACGCCGCUUGCUCCGGAGUCCUGAACAUCAGCGGGAGGAAACUGCGCGACUACCCGGGGCUCAGCUACGAUCUUACGGACACCACGCAUGCAGAUUUAUCCAAGAACCGUUUUGGAGAGAUUCCUCCUGAAGUGUGUAUGUUCGCUCCAUUGGAAUCUCUCAAUCUCUACCACAACUGCAUAAAGAUGAUUCCAGAAGCCAUUGUUAACUUACAGAUGCUUACAUACCUCAAUAUCAGUCGGAAUCAACUGUCUGUGCUGCCCAAGUUUCUGUUCAGUCUGCCACUCCGAGUCCUGGUGGUCAGCAACAACAAACUGCUGUCCAUUCCGGACGAUAUUGGCAAAGCCAAAGACCUCAUGGAACUGGACAUUAGCUGUAAUGAAAUUCAGGUGCUUCCUACUCAGAUGGGGAAACUCCAUGCCUUACAAGAACUGAACAUCAGAAGAAACUGCAUACAAGUCCUUCCUGAUGAGCUGUCUGAUCUGCCAUUGAUCAGGUUGGAUUUCUCCUGUAAUAAGAUCACAGAAAUCCCUCCAUCUUACCGUAAACUGUGUCAGAUCCAGCAUAUCAUCCUGGAUAACAACCCCAUGCAAUCCCCUCCUGCACAGAUCUGUUUAAAGGGAAAGAUUCAUAUCUUUAAGUAUUUAAACAUGCAAGCGUGUCGUCUGGAGAAGAAACCCGACUCACUGGAUCUGCCCUUGCCUGGCAAACGGUGUUUAGCACAGCAGUUAACAGACAGCAUAGAGGAUUUUUACCCUAGUAAGAACCACGGGCCUGAUUCAGGUAUUGGCAGUGACAAUGGUGAUAAGAGAUUAUCUACUACAGAGCCCUCGGAUGACGACACGAUCAGUCUACACUCUCAGGUGUCAGAGACCGCGCGGGCUGAAGCCCACUCUUUGCUCUGCAAACUGGACUCAAAUCGAGAUCAGGACCUGUAUGACUUUGACCCGAACCCAGAUGACGAUAUUGCUCUCUGUGAGGCCGACAUGCAGCAGAACACACCCUACAUCACCUGUAUAAAGGAGCUGGAGAGGGUUCUUAAAACACACCAAAGCAAAGACAAGGAGAACUGGAAGGAAGAGUCUGGUUCAGAGAAAGAGCAGCUCGCUGAGGAAGAAGAAGAUGAUGAGCUGAAGGAAGUUUUGGAUCUCAGAAAAAUUGCCGUGCAAUUGCUGCAACAAGAGCAACAGAACAGGAGGCGCUCCUUAAUUUGUAGAGCAGAAAGCCUGAUCCACCGAAGGAGGGCUGCAGGGAGAACACACAGAUUUCUCAGUCAUUCCGGAGGAAGCAGCAAACAGAGAUCUCCAUCGCAAACUGUUAGGAGUGCAUCGCUGGAUGAGGGAAGCAGUACAUCCUCAGCCAUGUGUGGACAGGACGGCGACCUCACAGAUGAAGAUGCGACUUUCUCUGAGCCAUCUUUAUCCUGCUCAUUCGAUGGGAGUUUGAAGUCUGAGAACGGCGACAGCGAACCCAAAUGGCCGGAGCUUCCUCCGAUUUUAAACCAGAACGAAGAACGGAGACGAAACAAAUACCUGAGGAAGGACUACCUCAAGUACAAGUGCCAAAGUGCGCGAAGAAACUCCGCCGAGAAUGACUGUGAGGAGGGAAUGCAUUCUGCAGACUUCAGCACAACCUUGACUGUUUUUGGCUUGAAGCCAAGAUCAGCGUUUUCCCGCAAUAGCCGUCAGGAGUUUGCCUCGACAGACCCCAGUUUCACAAUGAGGAGAAAAAUGGAGCAUCUCAGAGAGGAAAUGGAGCAGAUAAGGCUCUUGCGACAGAACCUGGAGUCGAGAUUGAAGGUUUUGCUGCCUGAUGAUGUGGGUGCUGCUUUAAUGGACGGUGUCGUGUUGUGCCAUCUGGCCAAUCACAUUCGACCUCGGUCUGUGGCCAGCAUUCACGUUCCCUCACCAGCAGUACCAAAGUUGAGCAUGGCAAAAUGUCGGCGGAAUGUCGAGAAUUUUCUGGACGCUUGCAAGAAGCUUGGAGUGCCACAGGACAAGUUAUGUUUGCCUCAUCACAUUCUGGAGGAAAGAGGUUUGGUGAAAGUCGGUGUUACUGUUCAAGCCUUGCUGGAUUUGUCAUCAUCCAAACCGACUCAGACAUCCACCAUGUAGCACUGAAACUGGGAAAAAGCUCAGGCAAAACUAGCAUUUUCCAUCCUGCCUUAUGUUCGCCUGAGCACUCUGCUAUAUGCACUACUUUAGCCUCUGAACUUUAACCACAGGAAAGCUUUCUCUGAGCAAACUUAACAACCCUUGCUAGAAGCCACAAAAAGAAAGUUCUGGAACCUUCUAACCUUAGUUUAUUGACCCGCGAGCUACUAAGAGACAGGUAACAUGAUAAGAGGGAGGGAUGGAGAAGAAAUGGAAGUAGACAGAUGAUAUUAUCUAAUUAGGUUGAGCACUGCCUCGGGUAGGAUAGCGCAUUUUGUCCUGACUGUCUCUGGUUCCAUAAAAGGUUUCACAAAAUGUUACAUAAAUCAGCAUGUGUUCGUGGCUGCUAAAUGCUUAUCUGCCAAUACCACUUGCCAAAAUGCUGUGUUCCACAGGCAGCAUACUAUUUUAACAGUAGACUGGUAGUGAAUUUUAGAUUGACUUAAGGGAGAAGUGGCUGUACCUUUAUUUAUUAGUAAAAUGUUAUCAUUACUUUCUCAUGCUUCCUCUAUCCGUGGAGCGACGAUGCUACCCCAACAAAUGACAAACUUUUUUUAUUAUUAUUUAUUUAGCCACUCUCAUAAAGGUGAAUGGAAGCUUUACUUCUCCCUCCUACCUCUUACUAUGUGUAUUCCUCUAUUUCAUAAUUGUUUAUCCAGAAAGAAUUUUUGAUCGGCUGAUACGGAGCAAUGGGCAGACUAUUUCACACAGAACAGAAUGUCCUCCUCCUGCAUGAAGCCACUAAUUUGGAGAAAUACUAUCUGCGUGUGUUUUUAGGAAUUCCUUGAACACAUUUAAGAACACGGAUUUUAAGCUGUGGACGAUUCAACGAUUAGUUUAUUUCACUGAAUGCACACUUUAACUGAAGAGAAAGUGUGAAAUGUAUCUGUUGAUGGAGUGACAUAUAUAAACCGGAUCUAUAUAUUUUUGUUUUGUUUUAAAUGGAAAAAUGAUAUGAACUGCUUAGAAGGACCCAGGGGACUAUUAUGAUGUCACUGACUGUUAGGUUAAAUACAUCCAUGCCCUGCAUCCUAGUUUUUAUUUUAUUCCAUUUUUUUUUUGAUGAUUUGUAGGUUUUAAGCAUAAUACAUGCUCACACAACAUCGGAACGAACCAUCAAUAUUACAAUUCUUAGAGUAAGUAAAUCAAACAGCCCAAUUUAUUGCAUCUUGCCUGCUUGUGAGCUAUGCUAGUUUAAGGAAAAACAUUUGACUCCAGUCAUGAUUAGGUCUAACCUUUCUAGGCAAUUCCUAUUUCUCAUAACUUUAUCACUUUAAAUUCACCAUCUUUAUGAACACUGUUUUCUUUUGGAUCUUCAAGCUUCUGCCCUGUACUGUACACAUAAAGUAGUUUUAGUCCAGUGAUGUGACUAACAUCAAACCCUGACUACUAACUGUAAAAGAGUCCAAAUAAUUUAUGUAUUUAUUGUAUAUUUAUUCAUGUUUUUUUUCUACAAGUCUUUUUUUUUAUUCUGUUUUUUUAUUUCAUUGUAAUACUCAGGUGGGAUGUGAGGUGGGAUUAAUCUUAAUUACAUACAGUACUUGCAUACUCACAUGUCACGAUUCCAGUCAACUGAUCAUGAAAUAAUUUUACUCCGUUUGCCCCUAAAUCGCCCCCCAGAAAAAGAAUGUGCUAACAUGGCUUGUUGUAAUGACGUAUAAGUCUUUGUGGCCUUUAUGAAAUCAGCAGAUUUUUCCACAUGCAAAAUACAUGUAAAUGUGUCAUUACUGAUCUGUUCAUAAUUUUAUGACAGAAAAAUCCCAGUUUGUUUUAUUAAUAGGAACAGAACAAGUCACCUUACAAAUAUUACGGGAGACCCUUUGGUUUGGUGCGGAGUUUCUAUCUGCCGGUUCUUUAUAUGGAGUUUACUACCUUCGUGCUUAUGGUGUUACCCAUGUUCAAUUGCUUAUAUAUUUAAUAGUAAGGUCUCUACACUGGUUCUAUGCAUUUUUUACUUUCUGUGUCCAAGCCAUAACACACACACACCUUAUCGGCCCAUGCUCAUGUCAUGUCAUAACACAUAAAUGUAUAUAUUGUUUCCUUACUAUUAUUAUUGUUACUAUAUUGUUUACUUCCUUUGUGUAAACUAUAGUAUGCAAAACAUACAACUUCUUGACCAAUGUCCAGUCAACAUAAACAUACAACAGGAGUUAAGGCUUAUCGCUCAUACAGAUUUUAAAACCACUUCUAUACAUUCAGUACUUCAUACAAGCCAUGGCAUGCAUACCAUUUUACAGGAAUUUUUUAAUUAACGGGUCUGUAAAAGUUAUAUUUGUCUCUUGAGCUACUGUAGUUACAGGACUGACUCAUAAAAUCCUAAACCUUUAUAACAGACCCUGUUCAAAUAACUUUUACUGGCUUUUAGCCAAAAUACAUUCAUGCUGAUUGAAACAUCUUUAAGUCUCAUCUGUUUUUCAUCCUUGUGCCCUUGUUUUCCACUUACAAAAACAACAUUUAAGAUAGAAGGGCCGAUAUUUGUUAAGGAGUACCAGUUGAUUGAUGUUCCAAAACGGCUGAUGAUUCCAUAAUGCUCUCAGAAAUGCAUAUUGUGGGAUCGUUUUAUUAUGACUAGCGAGUGUUUUUCCAGUAACAACUUGUUUCAAAUCAUUCUGGGUGGACAUAAAAAGUCUUGUUUUUCUCUCUUCGAUCUUUAUAACAGCAUUGCUUUGUUAAACUGUAAAGAGCAAUUUAAUUUGUACAUAACAUGUGUAAUGCAAAACUGAAUUGUUAUUAUGAUCUUGGUUCAUUAUGCAAUUGCAAUAAUGCAGUUUUGUGUCAGUAAGGAUAUAUUUGCCCCAAGCUAUAGACUGCCAUUUUUUCUUCUUCACCUCACUAACAUUCCCUAUACAAUGCCAUUAUUGCUUAAAGCAUCAUUUGUCUUUUUUAACCUUAUUCAAGUGCUGUUCUGUUAACUUCUUUUCAUAGAAAAGGGUGAACUGAACAGUAGCUCACCCUCUGUUAUAGCAUGUGAGUCAUAACUCGCAUCACAUUAAGAUAAUAGAGAUAUGGUUUGGAGGUGAAGCAUGUGCAGUGUGUACCGGCUUUUUAAUGUCCUUGCAACUCUGUAAUAUUCUGUAAAAAGUGGGGGUCAAUGUGCACACAUUUUUGUCAGGACAGUAUGAUUUCUACAAAGAUGUGUGUGUAGAUAGAUGUUUUGUAUGAAACAUGACUUUGUUUGCAUGCCUGGAUCCUCUGUGAUCAACUUUAAAUUCCUGUAUAAACUCUGUAUAAAAGUAUUAGAACAUUUCUUAAGGAAACAAUGAAAUAAAUGAACAGCUUCAAAGGUCACAAGAAGAAAAAAGUUCAAAUAAAAAGACCUUUUCCAAUUA